This is a messenger RNA of Peronospora farinosa, 480 nucleotides long. The record is from the annotation of a GenBank genome assembly. NCBI's taxonomy places the organism in Eukaryota, Oomycota, Peronosporomycetes, Peronosporales, Peronosporaceae.
AUGAACCCAGUUGCGUAUCUCGAGGGACAGAAUAUAAAGCUAGGACCAAGCUUUAAUAAGUGGCGCAUCGAGAACAAUUACAAGACGCUCCGCGCUUUCAUGGACGACGAGAAGAGGUACAGAGUGGUCCCAGGUGCUGACUUCAAAUGUGGCUGGACCGACAGUAAUGGAAAAGCGCAGCCUAUUCCGAAAAACGGCGAUAUGCGAGUGUCGGGCUACACGCACGACGGACCGUGCGAGGUGUGGCUCGACGACAAGAUGGUAGCCCAAGGUGAUAAUUGUCAUAACGACUUUCCUGCCAAAAAAACACUGUAUCGACUAUUCGUCGUGCAAGGUUUGACGUUUUUUCGGUAUAUUUAUGAAAAGAACGUGGGAGUUCCCUUAUCUGGAGAGGAUACAAAUGAAAUAGUCGACGUUGAUGUUGAUAGCGGUGUUUGUCUCCGUGAAUGCUUCCUAAUGUCAGGCUCCAACGAUGUUUGA